Messenger RNA from Dryobates pubescens (Downy woodpecker), 3248 nucleotides. RefSeq names its product cadherin 9 (gene CDH9). Gene Ontology annotation, molecular function: cadherin binding; calcium ion binding. The record is from RefSeq and is a predicted model, not a curated record. Bases 375 to 2744 code for a protein of 789 amino acids. Gene Ontology annotation, biological process: calcium-dependent cell-cell adhesion; multicellular organism development; adherens junction organization. NCBI's taxonomy places the organism in Eukaryota, Metazoa, Chordata, Aves, Piciformes, Picidae. The transcript is spliced from 12 exons. Gene Ontology annotation, cellular component: catenin complex; plasma membrane; adherens junction.
UCCAGCCCCAAACAUUCGCAUGUUGAGCGCUGCAGCUCUAUUAGCAGCAACAUCUCUCUCUGAGAGGGACGUUUCUUAUUAAGCAGGGGCACUGAAUGGAAACCAAUCAGACAGAGAAUCCUUUUGGCUACAGCUCCCUGCCUGCCUGACUUAAAAGUGAUGCUGAGAGAGACGGAGCCUUAGUUAGACGCGAGUGCAGCGCUGGAGAUACGGUACCAGGCAGAAGGAAGGCAGCAGGUAGAGGAGCAGCUGGACAGACAGAGCUAGGUUCACACUGCCAGGCACGGUCCUUCACAGAAGAGGAAUAUAACAUUUGAACCAUUUGUUCUGGUGAAUUAUUAGAGGAGUGGAGGCUAACAGCACCUCUGUAAACAAUGAGGACUCCCUGCUUCUCGUCAGUGUUGCUCUGGAGCUGUAUAUUCCAUGCAGUUCACAUGGUUCCAGCCCCCAAAAGGACUAACAAGCACUCACAAGGUGAAAGGGUGAGAGGGUUGUCGGAGCAUGAGGGAAAAGCACUGCGCCGCACCAAGCGUGGCUGGAUGUGGAAUCAAUUUUUCUUGCUGGAGGAGUACACAGGUCCAGACACUCAAUAUGUGGGCAAGCUGCACACUGACCAAGAUAAAGGAGAUGGGAAUUUAAAGUACAUAUUAACAGGAGAUGGUGCUGGCAGCCUGUUCGUCAUAGACGAGAACACAGGAGAUAUUCACGCCGCCAAGAGGCUGGACAGGGAAGAGAAGUCCCUCUAUGUGCUCCGUGCCAAGGCCAUAGACAGAAAAACGGGGAGGCAAGUGGAGCCAGAGUCAGAAUUCAUCAUUAAAAUCCAUGACAUCAACGACAAUGAGCCAAAGUUCACCCAGGACGUCUACACCGCCAGUGUUCCGGAGAUGUCUGCAGUUGGUACAUCUGUUCUUCAAGUGACAGCCACAGAUGCUGAUGAUGCCAACUAUGGGAACAGUGCCAAAGUGGUGUACAGCAUUCUCCAGGGACAGCCAUAUUUCUCAGUGGAUCCAGAAACAGGCAUAAUCAGGACUGCUUUACCAGAGAUGAGCAGAGAAAACAGAGAACAGUACCAAGUGGUCAUCCAGGCCAAAGACAUGGGAGGACAGAUGGGAGGCCUGUCAGGGACCACCACGGUGAACAUCACCCUGACUGAUGUCAAUGACAAUCCGCCUCGCUUCCCCCAGAGCACCUACCAGUUCAGCUCUCCUGAGUCUGCACAACCUGGGACCCCUCUUGGAAGAAUUAAAGCUAAUGACCCUGAUGUGGGUGAAAAUGCAGAGACUGAGUACAGCAUCUCCAGCGGGGACGGAUCAGACGUGUUUGAUAUCGUCACUGACAGGAAGACUCAGGAAGGGAUUAUAAUUGUCAAAAAGCAUCUGGAUUUUGAAAGCAAGAUGCUGUACACCUUGAAAGUGGAAGCAACCAACACUCAUCCUGACCCUCGUUUCCUUCGGCUGGGGCCCUUCAAAGACACAGCUUUGGUCAAAAUCUCUGUGGAAGACGCAGAUGAACCCCCAGUGUUCAGCAGACCAUGGUACUUAAUGGAGGUAGAUGAGGAUGCCAAGGAAGGAAGCAUCAUUGGGCAUGUGGUAGCCCAGGAUCCGGAUGUAGCAAACAAUGCAAUAAAAUAUUCUGUGGAUCGCCACACUGACCUUGACAGAAUAUUCAACAUCUACUCAGGAAAUGGAUCCUUAUUCCUCUCCAAGCCUCUUGACCGGGAAGAAACUCCCUGGCACAACAUCACUGUCAUAGCGACUGAGAUCAAUAAUCCUAAGCAAAGCAGCCAGAUCCCUGUCUUCAUUCGGAUUUUAGACAUCAAUGAUCAUGCACCAGAAUUUGCCAAAUACUAUGAAACCUUUGUUUGUGAAAAUGCAAAAGCAGGACAGCUGAUCCAGACUGUGAGUGCAGUUGACAGAGACGAGCCCCCACGAGGACACAGGUUUUUCUUUGAGCUGGUGCCAGAAUUUGCUGUUCAGCCAAACUUCUCCAUCGUGGACAACAAAGAUAACACAGCAGGAGUUCUGACCAGAAGAAAUGGAUACAGCCGCAGCAAGACGAGCACCUACCUCCUGCCAAUCAUCAUAUUUGACAAUGACUACCCCAUCCAGAGCAGCACUGGCACCCUGACCAUCCGAGUGUGUGCCUGUGACAGCCAUGGGAACAUGCAGUCCUGCAAUGCUGAGGCCUUGUUCCUCCCUGCUGGCCUCAGCACGGGGGCACUGGUGGCCAUUCUCCUCUGCAUCAUUAUUCUGCUAGUAUUAGUUGUCUUGUUUACAGCCCUCAAGAAGCAGAGGAAGAAAGAGCCUCUGAUCAUCUCAAAGGACGACGUUCGGGACAACAUUGUGACCUACAACGAUGAAGGGGGUGGGGAGGAAGACACCCAGGCUUUUGACAUUGGCACUCUGAGGAACCCAGAAGCGAGGGAAGAAAGCAAGCUGCGGAGGGAUGUCAUCCCAGAGACCAUCUUUCAGAUAAGGAGGACUGCACCUCUGUGGGAGAACAUCGACGUCCAGGAUUUUAUCCACAGAAGGUUAAAGGAGAACGAUUCGGACCCAGCCGCCCCUCCUUAUGAUUCACUAGCAACCUAUGCCUACGAAGGAAAUGAUUCCAUAGCAAAUUCCCUCAGCUCCCUGGAAUCCCUCACCACAGAGGCUAACCAGGAUUACGAUUACCUCAGUGACUGGGGACCUCGGUUUAAGAAGCUAGCGGAUAUGUACGGUGGAGAGGACAGCGAUCGAGACUGACGGACGUCCCCCCUAACCCGCUCCGUGUUCGUGGAAUUCAUGUCUAUGUUGCCACAUAAAGUGGCCUUACUCUCUCUCUCUCUCUCUUUCUCUCUCUCUUCUUUGGGAAUUAAAAAGAAAAUUAAACUAUGAGAAAUAGAUGUUGUCUUAGUCACAAGUUUGCUUAAUCGAUAAGUCAGUGUGAAUGAAUAGGAAUGAUUUAAGACUUUCAGAAACCAGUAACUCGCCCUCUCUGCCUAGAAACCCCUGAUGAAAGGGUUUUUUUUAUCCACAAGGAAAACAGACAAUAAAAGGCUUUUUGUGCCUUUAGUAAGGAGAUGAAAACUUCCUUCCUUCCUUCCUUCCUUUGUUCUUUUUAACUGCUUUGCAUUACCUUUCCUAGCAGCCGGGACAGCGUGCACCUCGCAUUGUGACCCCAGUCUCAUCCAAAUAUACUUUAAGGAGACAAUAAUUGCCAGUACUGUCAUAUUUAUUGAGUUAGAGGACGCCUGUGUGUGGAUUCAU